AUGCCUCGUUGUUGGUUGAAAGUUGUAACUAACUGUGCUAUUAUCUUGGGCCUUUUGAUUAUAGCCCAUGAUGCAGCCAUUAUACGCCUUACUUGUGAAAUAGUUGAUGGAAAGUGUGUGCUUAAAAAUAUAUACGCCACCGAAGAUGACCGAUUCAAAGAAAUACGAAAUGAAGGGUACCAAAGUGUAAUCGAGUUUUUUGACUGCCACAUUCACACACUGCCACCGAUCCCUUAUAUUUCGAAAGUGAAAGCGGAUGCCAUCAAUCUUGUACGAAUAGAAGAAAAUACCUUCAAUACAGUACACCAGCUAGAUGUUUCCUACAAUCGGCUCCGCGAAUUUUCUCCCAAAGCUUUUGAAUAUCCAGAAGAGUUACAAAAACUCAAUCUUAAUGGUAAUCCCACACUCAAAGACUUUGCUUUUCUACCAGCACUUACCGGGCUUACGAUUCUCGAAAUGGCUGACAUGAAGCUAGAACUGGACCUAAUUGAAAUCGGAACAUUUGCACUGAUGUCACACUUAUCAGUGCUUAAUAUGAGUGACAACAAAAUUUCCUCGAUUCCGGUGGGAUUAUUUUCAAAACUCGUCGGGCUAACCGAAUUAGAUCUGAGUCGAAAUACCAUAACGAAAAUCUCAUCAGGCACAUUUGCCAUCACUAGCGAUGGGUUUAGAGGCCAGUAUAUUUUCGUUUACCUGUCCCACAACAACAUAACCAUCAUAGAAAACAAUGCUUUCCUCCAUGCGAAAUUCGUAAAUCUGCACAGCAACAAGCUUGUUGGCAUUGGACAGUAUGCCUUUGACAAUCAAACGUUGCUUCGAACACUAGACCUAUCCGAAAAUGGCGUCCUGAAAAAUUUUAACUUUCUGCACAACUUACCCGCUCUUCACGACCUCAACAUGUCACACAUGAACUUUACUUUCGAUGCCGCUAUCCCUCGCAACAUUUUUGAUGAUCUCUACUCACUGACUACGCUGGAUCUUUCACACAAUCGCAUAGAAGAGGUACCCAUCGGUGUAUUUGCUGAGCUGCAAUCUCUCAAUUUUAUCAACCUGCGCCAUAACCGCAUCAAGCGCAUCGAGUUUGGUACAUUUUCUAUGCGCAAGUACGACCUAAUCGACGAAAUUGAUCUCUCAUACAAUGACAUCUCGGAGAUUAACUUUCUCGUCUUUGUUCCGUUAAAAUACCUCAAGACGCUGCUGUUGCACGGUAACAAAAUUUCGUACAUCAACGCCAAACAGUUAAUACGCAACAAAAGUUUGCAAAACUUUGGCAUUCAAAACAGCCUCGUGAGUUGCUACGAUCUAGUCGAUUUACUGGGAUCGCUUAAACUUGUGCUGGAGCCGAACGAAUUCAUAUCGCACCUUCCCAACAUUGACGGAAUAAAAUGUCAACCGUAAAGUACUCCGAGCUUCGUGACGCAAGAUUUAUGAGUUUUCAAAUGAUAAAUGAAUAAAAGAAAAUAAAAACUACAGCAACAAAUAUAACUGACGGUUAACCAGUAAGGAUAGUCUCAUUUACGGACAAUGCAUCCUAUGAUACAUC
This is a messenger RNA of Anopheles nili, 1543 nucleotides long. Its product is annotated as extracellular matrix protein 2-like. Lineage: Eukaryota; Metazoa; Arthropoda; Insecta; Diptera; Culicidae. Bases 1 to 1398 code for a protein of 465 amino acids. Gene Ontology annotation, cellular component: extracellular matrix. The transcript has a single exon. The record is from RefSeq and is a predicted model, not a curated record. Gene Ontology annotation, molecular function: protein binding.